Ectocarpus sp. CCAP 1310/34 is the source of this 1267-nucleotide messenger RNA. NCBI's taxonomy places the organism in Eukaryota, Phaeophyceae, Ectocarpales, Ectocarpaceae. The record is from the annotation of a GenBank genome assembly.
AUGUCACCACGCCUCCCUGGUUCGGGGGCCCUUUUGGAGUUACACGCCCUAGAUAUAAUCGAGUCCCCCUUCCUACUCAACGGGCCCACCGUCAGGGGGCUCGACCCUGUUCAACGCUUUUGGGUCUAUAGGCGUCCUGACAGAUCAUUGAUUGGUUGAUUGAUUAUUUGCAAGUGCUGGUGUUGUGGCAUGCUAUGGAGUUGCCGCUCUGUAUCCCUCCACACCAGGUGUUGGCAAGUCAAUAGAUAGGUGUGUCUUUAUUCUUCGCAUCGACCGCGCUACCCGGUGACCAAUGAAAAUACGUUAGUGCCAGUGUGAAAUAUCAAGGUCCCUGGAACGGCCGAAAUGACAAAAAACUACACGGCUCUAAAUGCAAAUACCACCAUGAAUCUCUCCCCAUAUCCUUUCACAGAGACACACAUCAAUAGCUCCACAUGCAUGCCCUCGCCCGAAUCUAGGAAGCUUCUAUAAGCAAAGACAGGAGGACAGCGAAAAGGGGCACUUCAAGCCCAACCAGGCCAGGAUAUCGUGGGCUCACAUUGGGGAAACAGAGAAUUACAAGAACUAGCUAUGGGUCCACAAGCCAUCUCACUGAUCAUUUUCACUGAUCAUUUGAAGAUACUAAAUAUGGAGUAAUUUAUGUGACUUGACGACUGAUCUUUUCGAGGUCUACAAGCCUAACCUGCGCUACUGGCCGCACCGCGACCACGCAUCAACCCUUCUAUGAUCCUGUAUGUGUCCACCGCCCUGUCGCGGGCAGCCCUCAUGGCCUACGUGUGGAGAUAGCUGUUGUGUCUACAGAAGUACACUCGUCUCUUUCUGCCGUACUUCUGUCUCUCCCCGCACUCUCUCCUCCCCCCUUUUUUUUUACCGCAAAAAAAAGAAGAGCUUGUAGACCCAAAGGGGUCAUCAAACCCUAUUCUAUAGGCUCGCAGACGCUUCGGGUCCAUUUUUUUUCGUGUACCUUUUUUUGAUUAAGUGCGAACGUGUACCAAUUCAGGUAAAAGUCAAUCGACGGAUACCCUGCGAUUAUGCGAAGAAGGUGUACCGAUUCAGAAUUUACCCUCAACUGGGAACCUCUUGUGGCCAGGAUGGGUAAUUCGAUGGAAGUCACAAGGUUCUAUGUAGGAUCGACUCCAAGAGGUGUUCUCAGGACUGACACACAUUGUGUCCAUGGGAAAAUAUCCAAGUCAGGAGAACAAGUGUGCACCCAAGGAGAUUCGAACCAUAUCCUGCCGCUGACGCCAUAUACGAAGGUGUACCGAUU